Molecule: messenger RNA, 1761 nt
Organism: Naegleria fowleri
Lineage: Eukaryota; Heterolobosea; Eutetramitea; Acrasida; Naegleriidae
Exons: 2
Coding region: 1-1761 (586 amino acids)
Source: RefSeq, a predicted model, not a curated record
AUGUCUGUUCCAAACGUAUUCAUUUCAUGCUGUCUAAUGACAGUUUUGUUGUCCCUCAUUCUCAUGAUGAGUGUCAGUGCUGAACAACCAAGUCUCAAUAUUCGAGGUUCGACUCCAAUUAUCUCGGCACCACAAACAUCUACACUCAAACAACUAUUUUCACAAUAUUGGUCUCCAAUUAACCCAAAUAGUCAACCACGUUCAGAGGAUAUGAAAGGAUUUGAAUUUGUGUUGACAGAGAGAACUGGCCAAAGAAAGAGUUAUAAGGGUGUUUUGCAAAUCCAUGCAAGUAAUACUCCACAAUGGGUUCAAGCAGAUGUAUACGAUGGUCAACUCACUUAUCAUUUGAAUAUCAUGAGAAACGCUGCUACCUUUAAGGUCAUUCAACACACUUCCAAGUUUUGUUUCACUUUGAACUUUAUUCCAAGAAACAAUUCAUUGCUCUCAAAAGUGGCUCAAUUUGCCACUUCAUUGCUUGAAGGUCAACAAACCACUUAUCGAUUCUCUCCAAAUUCAAUCAAGUAUGAUGCAUUGGUGAAUCAAGUUUGCAACAAUUCCUCAUUGAAGAUGGAUGCUUUCAUUUUGGGAGAUGAUGGUUUUGUCUCGUGUGCUCCUGCUGUCUCUUCAACCUCUGUUUCUGUCAAUCCUCAAAUCUUUAUCACAAGAAACAGGUGUUUGUCGUUGGACAUAUUUGAUAGACAACUUGCAGCCACCUUGGGCGACAGAUACUUUGCUGAAUUAUUACAAGAUACAUUUGAUAACAGACAAAGUCUUACAUCAUCCUUGUUGAGACCAACCUUUUGGUUUGAAACAAGCACUGAAGCUUGCUCUCUUCCAUACAUGGCAGAUCCAUCCAAGUGCAAUAGUUUGAACACUCCAACUGGAUCCAAAGUUUGUAUCUUCAUUCAUGGUGCAGGUGGUAUGAAAGAUCAAGAUCCAAAAUACAAUUCAUUCAAAGAUUAUUGGGGUGAUAUUGAACAAUGGACUCCUCAAUGUUCAAAGAGAGUGUUUGCAGUGAGAAACACUCGAGAUGUUGGUUGGGAUGACAAAAAUUUACAAAAGUAUUAUUGUGACUUGGCUCGUAAGGAGAGUGGACUCAAUGUCACCAUCAACGGAGUGCCACAGUUGAAGAAUGUGAUUCUCUUCACUCAUUCUCAAGGAGGUUUGGUCAUUUCAGCUGCUCUCAAGAACAAACUCUGCUCAAUUGAUGGUUUUUCUUCGAGUUGGUAUUCUGUUUCAACACCUUUCCAAGGAUCUGGAGUGGUUAGCAAGUUGAUUAAGUAUUGUUCUGCCUAUAAGGGACCUUUCAAUCCAUUGAGCAAAGAUUAUGUGUUUGGUUAUUUGGCAACCAAAUAUGGUUAUUGCAAUCAAAAAACUGGUCUUCCAUAUCCUGGUUACAUGUCUUUGGCUCCAAAUUAUGUGGCAAAGGAUGGUACCACCACAGCAACCCUGUACACAGUUCAAUUAUCGAGAACUUUGAAACCUGAAGGAAGAAUGUGUGGAACAAGUCCAAUUGGUAUCAUUUCCAAGUAUUCAUUUAUUUUGACUCUCUUGUCUGAAUCGACCAACAUUGCAAAUCCAAACGAUGGAAUGGUGGAGCAGUCCAGUUGUACCUCAUUGUGCACCCAAACCUACAAUGCUCUCUACACAUCGAAAUUCUAUCUUGCCAAUUUGAACCACGCUGACACUUCAUGCAGAAACGGUAAUGGUUGGUUCUCUCGAUCAAAACAACCAUGUUUAUACUAUAAGGGCAAAUUGUAA